AUGUCACUCGAAAAAAUAAAAAAGCAAAUUGAGUUUUAUUUUAGCGAUGCAAACUUUCGUGUAGAUGCUUUUAUGAAGCAGCAAUCCCUUUUAAAUAAUGGAUUUAUACCAAUUGAUACAAUUCUUACAUUUAAAAAAAUGAAAGAAUUAAAUGCUGAUAAAGAUUUAAUAAAAAAAUCUAUAGCGGAUAGCAAAACUGUUGAAUGUAAAGACGAUUGUUUAAAAAAGAUUGAAACAGAGGAAUUUAAAAACUAUGUAUGUGAUACAGAUAUAGAUUCCAGAUGUUUAUAUAUUUCGGGGUUUAAUAAAGAGAGUACUUUAGAAGACAUAGAAAACAUUCUAGCUUCUAUGAAUCCACUACUUAUUAGAAUGAGAAGGCAAAAAAAUAAAAAAUUUAGUGGAUCUGUUUUUGUCGAAUUGAAAAAUGAAGAAGCUGUGGAAAAUGCUCUUAAAAUGGAAAUUCCAUGUAACAUUGAGGAAGAUAUCGAUGAAAAAGCUAAGCGAUUAAAAAAUGAAAGUAACAAUCUUAUCAUUAUGCGAAAAAAAGAUUUUUUAUUACAAAAAGAAAACCUAACUGAACAGCAAAAACUUCAAGACGCCAGAAAUGCACUAAAAGAUGAUUAUGCUGAUAAAUUGUUUCGCUAUGAAGCUGCUGAUGAUUUGGAUAUUUCUAAUAUUAAAAAAAUUGUAAAAGAUUCUGCAUUUGUUGACCUAAAAGAAAAAGUUGUAAGGUUAAAGUUUAGUAAAGAUUUUGAAACUAAGGAAUAUGAAAAUGAAGGAACUGUUGUUAAAAUUAGAAAGUUAACUAAAGAAGAAGUACAUGACUAUUGUGAUAAAAUUCCUGUGAGACCAAAACAGAAAAAUGGUAAAAAAUCUAAUAAAAAAUAA
Messenger RNA from Vairimorpha ceranae, 888 nucleotides. RefSeq names its product la ribonucleoprotein. Gene Ontology annotation, cellular component: nucleus; ribonucleoprotein complex. Gene Ontology annotation, biological process: RNA processing. The record is from RefSeq and is a predicted model, not a curated record. Bases 1 to 888 code for a protein of 295 amino acids. NCBI's taxonomy places the organism in Eukaryota, Fungi, Microsporidia, Nosematidae. The transcript has a single exon. Gene Ontology annotation, molecular function: RNA binding.